CCCUGCAACUCACGGAUAUUUUCUCAUCAUCUGAAUGAAACGGGAAUUCUGCUUCUACUGAGAAUAUUUCCACCCGAGGUAAUAGCAUUCUCGGAAAGGGACGAUCACUCAUGACAAUCCCAAGCUCACCAUAAGUAAUACUACCGCGUGAUUGUCUUCAAGCGUUCAAAUGUUCACAGUAAUACUGAAUCGAAAGACUGGUACUUGCACUUAUGAUCCACCCACUUAAGUGACUAGCGUGGCUUGCACUUUGAGAAUAGGUCUCGAAUUUGAAACUUGGAGUAGGAAUAUCAAGAUUUGAGAUGUAAACUAAUCAGGCCGGCAGUAGCAUAAGCCAGAAUUUGCGUGGCAGGCGAUUGAUGUCGAUGUUAUUAGUUGUAUCCAGACUGAGUCAUAGUAAAUUCAGUUCCCAUAAUCCAAUAUCUCAGCAGACAAUAAGAAUCUUAGACUUGAGCUCGAUUUGGAUGCACAACGGACCAAGCCGAUUCGCGAGUGAAGUUGGCUCGCACGUGAUGCGCUUUCCAGAUUUCUGGAGCCGUGAGCCGAGGCAUCUGACGUCCACCGGCGGCGCGCGACUUCAAGCUACACCCCCAUCUUUCAUUCUUAACCCACACUCAUCAGUUCACGACGUCGUGAAUCGUGUUCAAACGCCUAAAAUGGUCCGUGAGGACCUCAUAACAUCGGCUGUUUCCUUCUUACAGGAUCCAUCUGUCGCCAGUGCCUCGCUGGAAAAGCGCAUCGCUUUCCUUCAAUCCAAGAAUCUCACACAAGAGGAGAUCGACGUCUCACUCGCUCGCGCAUCCGAUGACCCCAGCCACCCGUCCUCCAUACCACCACAAAGCUCUCCACCAGCAAAUUACGCACAAAGACCACCUGCUCCAGGACCAGCAUAUAAUGGGUACCCACCACCCGGAUACUGGCAGCAGCCGCCACCACCAGAACCUCCCAAGCGAGACUGGCGAGACUACUUCAUCAUGGCGACAGUGAUGGGUGGCAUUAGCUACGGUCUAUAUUUUACUGCAAAACGAUAUAUAGUCCCUCUCAUCGCACCUCCCACCCCUCCUCAACUGGAACAAGAUAAAGCCGCGGUCGACGAGUCCUUCAAGCGCGCCUUCGAUCUGUUAGAACAACUCAAUACCGACACCGCCGCCCUCAAAGCUUCCGAGGAAGCGCGAACAACCCGUCUCGACAAUGCCCUCGGUGAAAUGGAAAGUGUACUAUCGAGCUUGAAAGAAUCGUCGAAGCGACAAGGGGACGACAAUCGGAGGAUCGAAGACGACGUGAGAGGCUUACGGGAUCUGAUCCCCAAAGCCUUGGACGCACAGAAGGAGACAACGGAUGCGAGGUUGAAGGAACUCUCCACGGAGCUCAAGAGCUUGAAGACAUUGGUCGGCAACAGGAUGGGCUCUGGCGCCGCACGCCCUCCUUCAACACCGUACUAUGGAGCUGCCCAGCCUCAAGCUUCGGCCUCUACUCCCAACAUCAGUGGCGCCUCGAGUGUACCAGGUGUACCCACAGCAGCCUCGUCAGCCCAACAACCCACUCCACUUAGCGAGCACAGCACGGCGACCACUAGCGCAACCGAGGCACAAGGUAGCAGCAGUACCCCAGCCCCAUCUACUCCUGCCCCUGAGAAGUCAGCGUCUCCAUCACCGUAUGGAAGACUUGCAGGGGGUAGGGCCGCAAUUCCAGCCUGGCAAAUGGCGGCCGCGAAGAAGAACGAAGAAGCAAAGAAAGACACGAGUGAAAGUGGCACCGCGGCUGAACCAGCCGGCGCCAGUGCGUGA
Messenger RNA from Periconia digitata, 1787 nucleotides. The record is from the annotation of a GenBank genome assembly. Lineage: Eukaryota; Fungi; Ascomycota; Dothideomycetes; Pleosporales; Periconiaceae.